AGACAUAAAGGUUAGCGAGGUUAGAGAGAGCUGCUAUCAGUCUGGGUAAGUAAAGCGGAAAAUCAGAACGCUGGCUUGCCAAAGCUCAGUCUCCCAAACGGACAUUUGAACAGCAAGAACCAAAUAUCAAAUGAGAAGCUGGACAGCUGCCUUACCUGUGUGCCCAGUCUAGAGGAUUCACAGUGAAGACCAAAGGGCUCGCCUGCAGUGAAAAAUUGAAGGCGCAUGAGAAAGAGAGAGAGGGGAGAGGAGGCACUUGGGAGCAGAACAAAAAGUAGAAGUGGAGAGGAGCCGCGAUGGAGAACCUGCCUGUCUACCACGGACCCAUUGGCAAGGAGGAGGGGGAGAGGCGGCUGGCCCAGGACGGGCGGGACGGGUGCUACCUAGUCCGCAACAGUGACUCCGUGCCGGACGUCUACUGCCUGUGUGUGCUGUACAGCGGCUUCGUCUACACAUACAGACUCCACAAGGACGACACGGGCUCGUGGGCUGCUGAAACCACUCCUGGUGUGCAGAAACGAUAUUUCCGGCAAAUCAGGAACUUGAUAGCAGCUUUCCAGAAGCCGGGACAAGGAAUUGCCAUGCCUCUGCUCUACCCUGUCACAGCUCAGACACGGGCACAAGCACACACGCAAGCAGAGGCGCCUGGUAAUAGCCUGCCGCCAACACACAGAAGCCAAAACGCCUACCUACAUCAGCCGCUGCCUCAAGCUGCUAAGGGACACAAAAACAGGAACAAGGAGGUGCGGCAAGCUUUUGGUUAGGGGUAAACCCUGAGCUCACCAUUGACCUGAUUAUAAACAAGAAAACUCUUUGCAUGAUGUGCCGACUGUUGCAUUUUCCAGGCUGUGCAUGAAGUAAUUGUCUUUUUUUUUUCCUUCUUCUUCCAAUUAAUCAGCUCCUGUUAGUUAAAUUUAGUCAUUUAGGCUCUAGCUGUGACUCAGAUCUCAGCUUCCUUCCAGCAUCUCUCUUCUUUCCCCCCCAAUGCAUAUGCGGCACAGAAAGAGCCUCAUAGCUUUCAGGGGUGUGAUGUGAAAUAUUCAAGUGCUGAAGCAUUAAUAUCCAUCACUGCAUAUGUAAGCUGACAACAAAUACUGUGCUGUUUUCUUAAUGCAAUUCAGUUGUGUGAAUGGCAAAGAAAAUAAAUGAUAUUGGUUUGAAA
This is a messenger RNA of Anarrhichthys ocellatus (wolf-eel), 1162 nucleotides long. Its product is annotated as SH2 domain-containing protein 1A-like. The record is from RefSeq and is a predicted model, not a curated record. Lineage: Eukaryota; Metazoa; Chordata; Actinopteri; Perciformes; Anarhichadidae. The transcript is spliced from 3 exons. Bases 297 to 764 code for a protein of 155 amino acids. Gene Ontology annotation, biological process: regulation of immune response; regulation of signal transduction.